AGAGCUUUGGCGUUCACUUCAGAUCUGUCUGUGUCUGCUUAUUUCUCAAUUGCUCCGUCGCAGUGAUGAGUAGGAGAUACAGCCCGCCUUAUUACAGUCCUCCGAGGAGAGGAUACGGUGGUCGUGGCAGAAGCCCUCCUCCUCCUCCUCCGCGACGUGGAUAUGGUGGUGGUGGACGUAAGGGACAUGGAAGUCUUCUUGUUCGAAACAUUCCUCUUGAUUGCAGACCAGAAGAGCUUCGUGUUCCUUUUGAGAGGUUUGGUCCUGUGAGGGAUGUCUAUAUCCCUAGAGACUAUUACUCAGGGGAACCUCGCGGGUUUGCUUUUGUGGAGUUUGUUGAUGCAUAUGAUGCUGGGGAGGCUCAAAGAAGCAUGAACAGGAGAGUAUUUGGUGGUCGAGAGAUAACUGUGGUUGUUGCUUCAGAGUCUAGGAAAAGGCCUGAGGAGAUGCGUGUGAAGACUAGGACUCGUAGCAGGGAACCUUCUGGCUCUAGAGGUCGUUCUCAUGGACGGUCUCGUUCACGUUCAAUCUCUAGAUCACGCUCUCCCCGUCGUCCAUCUGACUCUAGGAGCAGACGCCGAUCUAGGUCUUAUUCUCCUGCGCCAAGACGAAGAGGAGCAGACUAUUCAGCAUCUCCAAGGAGAAGACAAGAAGAACGUCCACGAUCACCACUAAGAAGUCCUCCUCGAGGAGAAGAAGAUGGAAAAUACAGUCGCAAGUCUUAUUCCCCUGGCUAUGAAGGUGGUGCUGCUGCUGACCGGGACAGAAAUGGAGAUCAUGAGACUAGAGAAAAACCGGACUAUGAACCAGAGGAAAGGCGUCGUGGUGGAAGAGAGGUUUCAAGGUCACCAUCAGGAUCCAGGUCUAGAUCCGUGGAAGCGUCUCCAAGAUGAAAACUAUGUAUGUUAAAAGAAAGAGAACAAAACUUUGUGCAACUCUCUGUCUCUCUAUGGUGUUUCUUUAGUAGUGAACUCUUGUGUCCUCGAGAACUCCUUACUUUGGCUUGUUAAACAUAUUCGUCUUGUGAUGGUACUUGAGAGAUUCUCAGUUUGUGGUUUUUUUUAAUAUUUGUGUGAAGAAGUU
This is a messenger RNA of Eruca vesicaria subsp. sativa (arugula), 1083 nucleotides long. The record is from the annotation of a GenBank genome assembly. Lineage: Eukaryota; Viridiplantae; Streptophyta; Magnoliopsida; Brassicales; Brassicaceae.